CUGUGAGACAACAAGUUCUUCAAAGACUACUUUGAAGAGUGACUUAUGCACUGGAACACCCACCGCUGGACAUUGAAUAUUUGCAAUUUGUUUGUCAUCAAGAAAUGCCAUUAAUUACUGCCAUGUCAGCAAACAUUGGAAUUUCACAGGACUUAGUCAGAGGUUUAAUGAACUUGGAUUCUCUUAUUCAGCAGCACAAAGAAGCCCAGCAGGUGGCAACUGUAGUGGAGAUUGAAAGACCAGAUGGAUGUGGACGUCCAAAAAGCAUAUAUCAGAGGAGAGAUUUAUUUACUUUCUGAAGCUUGGAAUACCUCAGGAAAGCAUCAGUAAAAUUUUAGGUGUCUCUCGUACAACUCUCUAUCGCCGGAUGAGAGAAUGUAACUUGUCAGUUUCAUCCCUCUACAGUAUUUGUACAGAUGAAGAGCUUGAUUCCUUGGUGUCUCAAGUCAAGAGUACUAUGCCAAACAUAGGGUACAGGGUUGUCAGAGGAGCCCUCAUUGCCAAAGGACAUCGAGUGCAGUGGGACAGAAUAUAUGCAUCCAUGCGUCGUAUUGAUGGUCUCGGUGUUCUUUCACGAAUGUCCCAGCUUGGUUGUGUUGCCCGAUGAACUUAUUCUGUUCCAUAUCCCAAGUAUCUUUAUCAUAUAGAUACAAACCAUAAUCUCAUAAGAUACAACAUGGUUAUCUUUGGGGGUGUAGAUGGAUAUUCAAGAAAGAUCAUGUACUUGCGCAUAACAGACAACAAUCGCUCAGAAACAAUGCUUGGAUUUUUCAAAGAGGCAGUUGAAGAGUUUGGUUAUCCCCUGAGUACGAGGAGAUCAUGGCGGAGAAAAUGUAGGUGUGGCGCGGCUGAUGUUUUCAACGCGAGGAACAGAGAAUGCAAGCUUCAUUGCUGGCAAAAGAUUGAGCGCCUUUGGCGGGAUGUUCGGAUGUGUGUCACUGGACUGUAUUAUGACAUUCUACAUCGGCUUGAGGACUGUGGAUAUCUUGAAAUAAGCAACUUCACCCACCUCUUUUGCUGUCAUUAUGUUUUUUUACCGCGCAUACAAGCCAGCCUCAAUGCUUUCAGGGAUGCUUGGGAUAACCAUUCCAUGAGGACAGAGAACAACCUGACCCCAAAUCAGCUGUGGGAAGUUGGGCAGUAUCAGAAUCCAAUAAGUGACCCUGAGAUACAUUUUCAAAACUCUGCUGCAGCUGAACAAGAACGUGGAGAUGUUGAAGCUGAUCACUUUGGGGUCAAUGUGCCUGCAAUUCAAAUGUUGCAAUUGACAAAUGAGCAAAUUGAGCACCUGGUAUCACAGAUAGACCCACUACAGGAGUCUGGUUUAUUUGGAGUAGACAUAUACCUUCAAACUCUCACAUUUGUACAGAAUUUGGUUGAAGGUUAGCUUGAACAGUAUGUAUGACAUUGUAUUUUACUUAAUUUGAACAACAUUGCAAUGUGUUUAUUUAGUAUUAACUGCAUCUAAAAACAGGACAGUAACAGAUCUUUUCAGUAUGUGGAUUCAGGUUAGUGACCUUUAAAAUAGAUUUUAAGAAAUUUUUAACAUGCAAACUGUGCAAUUAAAGUAAAUGAUUUUGGAACAUCAAGAAAUUUGAAUGUUAUUUCUUCAAAGUCAAAACUAACUCCGAGUAGAACAUCAUCAGAAUCAUAUUCUGAAAGUGUUAAACCAAUCCAAAUCCAGUAGAUGCUGUGUUUGCACAAGCUUGCAAAGUAGAAGAAAACUCAUCCAUUGUUAGUAUGUCAGCAGGAAGCAUUAGCGUCCGGCUGCA
This is a messenger RNA of Triplophysa rosa, 1772 nucleotides long. RefSeq lists its product as uncharacterized. The transcript is spliced from 6 exons. The record is from RefSeq and is a predicted model, not a curated record. The coding region runs from base 677 to 1387 and encodes 236 amino acids. Gene Ontology annotation, molecular function: nucleic acid binding. NCBI's taxonomy places the organism in Eukaryota, Metazoa, Chordata, Actinopteri, Cypriniformes, Nemacheilidae.